AUGAGAACGAGUAUUUCCUGCAUCGUAGUUCCAGACGCAUACAUAAAACUGUUUAGAACUAUACGUAUGAGACAAAUCAGCAUUGUUUCGUCUCCUUCAGAACUUAUAUUUGCAAAAAAAUACUCUUUCUUCUUAUCUUUUCAGACAAGUCUCUUGGGCUCUAUCUGCAACAUUUAUCUUCUUCUGAAGUUUUCAGCGAGAGAUGGUAGACCAAAUGGAUUUCAAAAAAUCUGUUUAGUGAAAACUGUUCCAAACAUUAUAGUCUGUCUUUCGUUCCUGUUCUGGGUUGUUCCGCUAACUGCAUUCUCAUAUUCUUACAAUGAAGUUAACUAUUGGCUAAAUAGUCUGGUUGGAGGAGUUGCUGGAACAUGGGCCUACCUGUUGACACCAAUUCUCCAAGUUUCUAUGUCGUGUAAUCGUUUUUAUGUACUAUAUUUUCCUUUUGGGAUAAAGUUAGUGAAAAAAGUACCAAUGACAAAUGUCAUAAUUACUAUCGCAUCAUUAUCUGUUUCCAUAGUAGCCGCAACAACUUUACCAAAAGGAUGCGGUUAUGUUUAUGACCCCGAGUUUCUUCAAUGGAUUCCUGAGGAAGGAAAAUGUGCUGAAACGGUUUCCAGCGGUAUAAAUUAUGCAAUAAUCAUUUUCACAAUUUCUUCAAACUCUUUUAAUAUCGCAACAGCUUCUCGUCUCUUGAUGAGAAAAAUAGUGGGACUUACAAAACAAGAUUCGUCGAAAAGAAGAAAACGAUGGAUGAUUAUGUUUUUGCAGAGCGUCAUGCAAGACUGUCUACAUUUGGUUGAUAGCAUAAAUGCGACAUAUUUAUGGAAGUUAAGCGAAGAGCUUUGGUUUCAAUGUAUUUUCUUGACACUUUCAUUUAUUACUAUUUAUACAUUGGAUGGAUUCGUGAUGCUAGUUUUUAAUCAAGAUAUUCAACCAAAAUGGUGUAGAAGUGGUUCAAAAGGAGAACGAACUAGUGCGAUGAUGGUUACUUCAAAAAUAUCUGUCACAACUAUGACUUGACAUUUAAUAAAAUUUAAAAUUCAGAA
Molecule: messenger RNA, 1046 nt
Organism: Caenorhabditis elegans
Lineage: Eukaryota; Metazoa; Nematoda; Chromadorea; Rhabditida; Rhabditidae
Gene: srx-128
Product: 7TM GPCR serpentine receptor class x (Srx) domain-containing protein
Exons: 5
Coding region: 1-1020 (339 amino acids)
Source: RefSeq, marked reviewed